AUGGGAUCUUCUGGGAAGCAGAGUCUGCUGAGUACACCUGUUUUGUCUUAUUGCCUCUACGUCCUGCACAUGCUCAAGGAGAAUUUAGAGAACAGAGCACUCAUGUGUGUCAUUUCCUUCAAAAUGGAAUGUAGUAUGUACUUGCAACAAUCUUUGUUAGGAGUUUCGACUUGCAAGUACGAUAUUCUUCUACUUGCCUCACUAUUCUAAAAUGUAGCUGUGCAGUUACCCUGGCACAGUUUGUGGUCUGUGCCAAUAUGAUGGGAGAUAUGUGCCAAUAUGAUGUGAGAGCCAGUGUGGUGUAGUGGUUAAGGGCGGUAGUCUCGUAAUCUGGGGAACCGGGUUCGCUUCCCCGCUCCUCCACAUGCAGCUGCUGGGUGACCUUGGGCCAGUCACACUUCUUUGAAGUCUCUCAGCCCCACUCACCUCACAGAGUGUUUGUUGUGGGGGAGGAAGGGAAAGGAGAAUGUUAGCCGCUUUGAGACUCUUUCGGGUAGUGAUAAAGCGGGAUAUCAAAUCCAAACUCUAGAAAUACUCAUAGGCUGCAGAUGGAGAAACUGAAGUGGAAAAAAAAAUGAUUAAGUGACUUGCUUGGGACAACAGCUAAAGUUACAGGACUGGCUUUCUCUUGUUUCCAUGGGAGACAGAGCCAUCCUGGGUGACCCCGCUCAUUUCUUUCUUGAAUGGUCUGCUUUUUCCCCCCUCUCAGGUGUAGCUGACGACGAAGCUUUUGCAGAGGAAUGCAGACGCAGAGGACAAAACGCCUUGCCUUUCCAGCCGGCUAAUGCCCGUUCUCCAAAAUCGGCCCUGAAGCCUGCUGCCUACCCCAAGCAUACCUUUCACUGUAAUAGCGAUGAGGAUGAUGACUUGGUUAUGACCAACUGGGAGACGCCCAUUUAUUCAUCAGGUGUGCACAAAAAGGUGACGCAGGAACCGGUAAAAAGGCAGGAGCCAGUGCUAAAGCAGGAGCCCGUAAAAAAAGUCACGCCACUUAGCCAGAAGCCUAAGUCAAAGAACCCAAUAAGAUCGCGUUGCUGCAUACUGAUUUAAGGCUAACAUUUCACAUGCUCUAUUCCUCUGCAUUCAGACUAGCUUCAGGACUACGUUGCCCUGCCCGUUUUCAGAAGAUACCCAAAUAAAAUUCAUUGCCUGUGCCAAAUCGUGCAUACAGCUCACAGCAAACAGCAGAACUGUGUUUAGUAGCUGACACGUUGCUUGCUUUCCUUGUUCCGAAUGCAGGUUUCUAGUAGCCCGGAUAGAUUUUGUUCUUUGCACUGUCAGGUAACUAGAUUUUCAAACUUUUGAGGCCUGGUGGAAUCUCCUUGGCAAAAUGGCUUGCCCUCCUCCUCCUCCUUGUUUCCUUUAGCCAAGUAUAUGUUUAGCAAGGGCUGACAUAAGCAGCAGCCCGUUCAUCGUUUUGCUCAUUUCAAUCGGUGCCAGAUCCAAAACGUCUAAUUUGCAGAUUAAUACUGCAAGAUUCACAUUUCCCUUGGUAUCCAGUAUUAACAAGCUCCUUAAUGUGAAUAAUCCAUUGUUCAUACCCUAUUUGUUUUUUACCGCCUGCCGUCAUGGGAGACGCAAGUGCACUAAGUUGCUGAUCCAGUCUGUUUCAUGUGCUUACUAAAACGAGAAGCUGCGGUAUUGUAGCUUAGUAACUGCACAGCUGAAUUUUUAGGUGCCCCCCCCCCGCUAUGGCUUAAUUUCAGAACCAGUUUUGGGAAACUAUUUUCAGGAAACCUCAGUUCACCAUUGCCAGGGGGUCACUCCCCACUUUCCACACUUCUUUGAGUGCCAACACAAGCAAAAUGAACACAAACUGAGGAGAAAUGACGAUGUGAGGAAGAUUUCACAUAGCAUGGUUUUUAGGUGCACACCUAAAGUGGGGGGGGGGUUGUAUCCAAAGGUUUUCUCAGGUGGAAGGAGGGAGGGACUGUUUGGAUCCAACCCACAACAAACCCCUGUCUCACAAAGGGAGGUGUGUGGAGGAGCCAGGAUUGGCAGGCUCAAGUUGCCUUGUGUAAUAUGAGAAACUACCCUGAGUGUAGAAGUUCCAGGGUGGGUUGUGUUCACCUAGUCCCCGGCAGAAUAGAAAGGGAAAUGUCUUUGGGUCUUUCCUUGCUAUGGCAGGCAGCACAGCCAGGUGGGGUGAGUUAUCCUCUCCCGUGUUGCUCCUUGCCUGCAGGCAAUUCUAGCCUCAAGCAUCUUAUUCAUCAUCCCUGCUUGUGGCAUUCUGCAGUCUGGGAAAGGCGGAUAUGAACUUGCAGAAACCUGCUUUAUGGCAAGGUUUGGCUGGGAUGACUCUUUGAGGGCUUCCUUUCCGCUCCCAUGACCCAUGGAGACCAGAAUCGAGAGCGGGGACCACCUUGGGAAGCUUUCAUGGUGCAAACUUAGGAAGCGUGAAACAACCGAGAGGGAAACUCUUGAUGGCUUAAAAUUAAGCACUAAAGUCACUUGUCAAUAGGUUGCAAAGGGCUGUCAUUUUGGGGCCCUCAAACCUUUUGCCCGUUUCCCUCCCGUUGCUUCUGAGGCCGUUGAUACGCCAGCCUUAAUGGCCAUGGAUGGUCUCCUACUAAGUUCAGAGUAGAUCCACUUAACGUUAGUCAUUUCUGUUUGUUUCAAUGGAUCUACUCCCUGUCUGACUAGUGCUGAUACCGCUCCAUGUUUUCUCCUGAUACUGCACGUAUCAAGGAUGCGUUGUGGUCUGGGCUGGCAUGUGAGCAGGUGCUGAACAGGUGAGGAAACUCCUGGUAACAGGAAGCUGACCUUCCCCACAACUUGAGUAACUCUGCUUCGACGGCUAGUCAAUUGCAGGACGCAGGUUUUUUUUGAAGUGGCUCUUUGGAAUAACACGAAAGAGGGGUCUGCAGCUGCAGCAGCUACGCCGUUGUCUUGCUGUUGUUUGUAAUCUGACAACGUAAUAUCGGAGCCAUCUGUGCUUUUUGCUUUGCAAGUAAAACGGGGGCUGUCAAAUCCCCACCCAUCUCCCGCAGACUAGGGCCCAUCAUUUUAAAAUGCUAGACAUAGUGCAGUUUGAACACACCAGGGAGCGCAUGUGAUUGAGGUAAAGUUCCAUGCUUUUUUUAAGGGACCAGAGGCUAUCAGAUGUCAGAUUCAAAAAUUACAAUGCUUCCUCGUUUAAAAUCUUUGCAUCUUUUUACAAACUUUGUUCGAUCAGGUAAGUAUCACUAUUCCCUGUACUGUGCAUGGCAGAGACAAGAAAGUUGCCAAAAAUAGACUUCAGCACUGGUCAACUUUUCCCAGCAUCAGUUAUGGGGUGGGAGGUAGGGUGCAUUGGGUAGUGUGCAUAGAUGCCUUGCAUCCAGCAGGUCCCAGAUUGAGUACCUGGCAUCUCCCAUGAAAACUGAUCUCAGGAGCAGGAAGGUGUAUCUUGAAGCGUAGUGUGGAUGUGCUUGAAGAGCAGCUGCCGGUUGAAGUAUACAGUGCUGGACGACAUAGACCAGUGGUCAGAUGAAGAUCCUUUCAUAUAUUCUAUGAAUCAUGUUGCUAGAACUCUAGUACUUCUCGCCCCAUUGGGUCCUCACUUCUUUGCUGAGACAGACACCUGUGCAAUUUUGUCUCUCCUGUGAGAUCCAACGGUUGGUUGUAGCCUUUUUUGUGGAAGUACCAGCUUACGUUGUCAAUAUUUACCCCCUGUUGGCAACCUGGUGAUCCACUUACAAGGCUCCUGCUAAUGGGCCCUCACUGUGAUUUAGGAGUCUUGCGACUGCCUUUGUUGGGUUCAUACUGUCUCUGAAUGAGAUCGUAUGUUCUGCAUCAGGGACAACUGUCCCUAGGAUGAGCGAUACCUAACUUGCAAUAGUUUGUCCCCCUAGUUAGGUAACUGACUGAACUGGUAAAUGGCGGUAGUUAUGAAAAACUGAUUUGAGCAGCUCCCCCAUUUUUGGAGUAGCAAAAAACUGAAUUUGAACCCAGUGAAUAAUUUCGACCUUGGAUACGAGAGAAGAGAGUGCCCGUUGGUAGGUAGUGCUCAAAACUGUCGGUGGCUCCCUUUUGGGCUGGAUAUUGCCCACCAAAAAAACCCCUAUCUGGUCUCCUGUUUACCCUACCAAAUUUUAACCAAUGCAAUUAAACCUGCAUUUUCCUUGUAAGGACAAGAGGGUGGUUUCUCAGUGUUUUAUCUCUUGGGUUUUCUAUGCAAUUUCCCCAUUAAAAUAGUUUGUCAAAGAGUUUAGAAACAGAGCAACCACUGUCCACGGAGCAGCCUUCACAUGUCAUGGCAGGUGAUUUCAGCUCUAAAUAAUUGGUUGCACUAGAGAUUUCUGUAGAAUUCAAAUGGAAAACUACCUGUUUCUGCAUAAUUCAAAUGGAAGCUCACUUAUUCCAGGCAGGGUUGCUUCCCCACCUGCACCAAAUGUUUGGCUUGCCUCCUGGUACAGGGCAAUGCAUUAAACUGCUGUAAGUAUAUCAUGACCCAAGUAUUCUAGUGCAGGUUAGUCUCCUGUCGACUUAAGCACUAUAACUGCUUAAUCCCCAUUGAAAUGAGCUAGUGCUCUUUGCGUUGUAUGCUGUCCCACUUCUGCAAACAGUACAGAUAAUUUAAAAUACCCGUCCACCCCAUCAUUUAAACUUGUACACAUUUGAUAAGAAAAUAAACAAGGCCAUCCCGAAUUCCUUUGAAUGUUUUGUUAACUCUUUCCCAAGUUUCAAAGGAAUGCCUUCAGAAACAAGGCACAGUGAUGACCUUAAAACAGCCUUUAAAAACUGGUAGGGUUGUUAAAAGCCAAAUUAACAAGGUAAGACUUCUUUCGACAAAAGUUUUCAAAACUUCAACUGAUGACAGGCAGGGUUGCUCUGAAAUAGGACCGAGUAGAUCACAGGAGAAGGGAGGGAGCUAAAUCACAACCUAGCCUGCAGUUUUUGAGAGGGAGGAUCCAAUGGAAGCAAAAAGGGCCAUUUCAGUUAACAAGAUAGUUAAACUAUAUUGCAUUGAUUUAGGGCUGGACAAGGCAGUCCUUUUUGUUGUUGUUUUUUUGACUCACAGGUGCAUAGUAGACAAUCUCGUCAAGACCUAGCCAUAGCCUUUAGAGAUAUUUACAACAGGGAACUCUUCAGAUGAUGGAUAGAGUGCCUCUGAAGUGAAGGCUAAUGGGAACUUUCAAUAUGGCCAGGAGGCCUUUGCACUAAGCCUAUGGCCGGUGGUCACCUUUUGGAAGUAACUUUACAUGUGGAGAAGCUAACUUUGGUAGGCCGACUGUUAAGGAAAUGUGAGAGACCUGGGAGGAACCUUGCACUUGCUGAAGACAUGUGCUUGUGCUCCUCAGGGGAGACCUGCCUUGCAUUUUCAAAAGGCUUAAAAUCAGAAUGCUUCUGCUUUAAUGAAGGGAAAUCUAUAUGCACAAUGUUUUACCAGCCGUGUCUCCUCAGGAUACAAAGAAGUCAGCAAGAGGAAGAAGCAGAAGCUGAGGGAGGAGCAGAAGAAGAAGAAGUCAGCCAAGGCACCCUAUUAA
Molecule: messenger RNA, 5468 nt
Organism: Podarcis lilfordi (Lilford's wall lizard)
Lineage: Eukaryota; Metazoa; Chordata; Lepidosauria; Squamata; Lacertidae
Source: the annotation of a GenBank genome assembly